Molecule: messenger RNA, 1784 nt
Organism: Lycium ferocissimum
Lineage: Eukaryota; Viridiplantae; Streptophyta; Magnoliopsida; Solanales; Solanaceae
Product: UDP-glucosyltransferase 29-like
Exons: 1
Coding region: 400-1731 (443 amino acids)
Molecular function (GO): UDP-glycosyltransferase activity
Source: RefSeq, a predicted model, not a curated record
UAGGAUAGACAAAAAAAAAAAGAAGUAAAACUCUUAAACUGGAACAGAGGAGCACUCAACUAGGACUUGUAACUAUCUCUUGUAACAGACCUGUGCUCUCGUGACAAGUCUGUUUGGCCUAUGUCGGGAUUUAAGAAUAAGACCUUCCAAUUGUAUACAGCCACAAUUGUUUUUCUCAAUACUCGGGGAGUUUGCAUAUUCCAUACUUAAUCAAUUGCGUAACAGUUUUGAAUUGUACUUGUAAAGUCAUAUUCACGCGGGAAAAAAGUCUCAAUACAACAUAUAUACUGCUUUAUAAAUCAUUACGAAACACAGCCAAGAUCACACGUUACUAAAAAUAGAUCAUCUUCAUAUAUUUGCUACAACCAUCAGAGAGAGAGAGAGAGAGACAGCCUUGUUAUGGAGUCCAAAAAAAACACCUUUAGCGUACUCAUGUUACCAUGGUUAGCCCAUGGUCACAUAAAUCCAUUCCUAGAGCUAGCCAAGAAGCUUGCAAAUAGAAACAUACACAUUUACAUGUGUUCCACUCCGGUAAAUCUAAGCUCCAUCAAGAAAAGAGUCACAGAGAAGUAUUCUCAGUCAAUAGAAUUAGUUGAGUUUCAUCUUCCAUCUUUGCCAGAUCUUCCUCCUCAUUACCACACGACUAACGGCCUUCCAUCCCAUCUCAUCUCCACCCUCAAAAAAGCAUUUGAUGGGAGCACUCCAAACUUCUCUAAGAAAUUACAAACUCUAAAUCCAGACUUGGUCAUUUAUGACUGCAAUCUGCCAUGGGCUGCUGAGUGUUCCUCCUCUAUGAACAUUCCUGCUGUGCAGUUCCUCACUUUUAGCGCAGCCGUGAUUGCUUUGGGCAUCCACAUGUAUGAUAAGCCAGGAGAAAUGUUCCCAUUUCCUGAAAUUUACCUGCGUGAAUACGAAAUGCUUUCAUUGAAGAAAGUUCUUAAGGAAGUACCAGGUGGGAAGUUCCCAUUCGACGAGGGUCUUAGGCGAUCACAGGACAUUAUUCUGAUGAAAACCUGCAGAGAUUUUGAAGGGAAAUAUAUGGAUUAUCUUUCAAGUUUGGUCUCCAAAAAAACAGUCCCAGUUGGUACACUAGUUCAGGAAUCCAUUAACCGAGAUGACCAUGAGGAAAUCACACAAUGGCUUGACAAGAAAGAAGAAUGUUCAAGUGUGUUUGUUUCAUUUGGGAGCGAGUAUUUUCUAUCUAAUGAGCAGAUACAUGCAGUAGCUCAAGGACUAGAGCUUAGCAAAGUGAACUUCAUUUGGAUCAUUAGGUUUCCACAAGGUGAAAAAAUUAGUAUUCAAGAUGCAUUACCAGAAGGGUUUCUUGAAAGGGUAGGAGAAAGAGGAAUGGUUAUGGAUGGAUGGGCCCCUCAAGCAACAAUUCUUCAACACCCAUCAAUAGGCGGGUUCGUGAGUCACUGUGGAUGGAGUUCGUUCACGGAAAGUAUGAAGUUUGGUGUGCCCAUAAUUGCCAUGCCCAUGCAUCUUGAUCAACCAAUGAAUGCUAGGCUUGUGGAAUAUAUCGAGAUGGGAGUGGAAGCAUUGAGGGAUGAGAAUGGAAAGUUACAAAGUGAAGAAAUUGCAAAGGUGAUAAGGAAAGUGGUAGCGGACGAAAGUGGGGAGGCUGUGAGGAAGAAAGUUAAGGAACUGAGUGAGAAGAUGAAUAUGAAAGGGGAUGAGGAGAUAGACGAAGUGGUGGAAGAGUUGGUGGCUCUUUGUAGCUACAAAUGAGCAAUAAUAUUUAGGUUAUAUCCGUAAUGAAUUUUUUACUCUAUCAGUGUAAC